Sciurus carolinensis (gray squirrel) is the source of this 4024-nucleotide messenger RNA. Its product is annotated as zinc finger protein 540-like. The record is from RefSeq and is a predicted model, not a curated record. Gene Ontology annotation, biological process: regulation of DNA-templated transcription. NCBI's taxonomy places the organism in Eukaryota, Metazoa, Chordata, Mammalia, Rodentia, Sciuridae. The transcript is spliced from 6 exons. The coding region runs from base 1078 to 3087 and encodes 669 amino acids.
CUAAGUUUCCUAUAGAAUCCUGCUUGUUUCAACGUUUUGGUUUGAGGAGGGUACAUUCUUAUCCUAACACCUUGUAAGUGACGAUAAAUCUUACUUCCUCCUUUACAAUUUUGCCUUAAAUUAUUUUCUCUAAUUGUCAGUCUUGAAGGCAACCUAACCAACCUGGAGUUCAUCAGAAUGCCACACCCAGUAAUCCACACAGUCCCCGUGGAAAACAACCAGAAGCACUAGGUGUCAAAACCAUCCCAUCUGGUGGGGCGCAUUCUCAGAUAAACAUAGUCUCAGGCGUGCGACAAACCAAGUCACAACCGCACAGACUCCUACAUCUGCGUCAGAGUUGAGCUUAACUGCGCAACAUUCUCUGCGCAGUCAUUGCAGUACAUCAUUCAAAUCACGCAGCAGCCCCACGCACAGGGGGGGAAAAUGCAGUCCAAUCUUCACACACGCGGUUUGGUACACUGACACCCAAUCUCACUAGGGAACACUGGCACCCGGACAACCCGCGGUCAGCUCCGUCGUCCGGAUUGAGGCGAAGAACCCCGCCACUGCGAGAGGCGUGGGAGGCGUGGGAAGCGCGUGCACUGCCUUUUGCGCCUGUGCGCUCCACAGUGCACCUAGAAUUCCCGGCAGUCUCCGCGGCACGGCCCUCGAGAACCUGGACGCGGAGCCUAUGACUAAAGAAUAGCCUUGGUCUACGACUUUUCUCGGCCUUGAACUACAUUUCCCAGAGGCUUCGGGCCCCUAUUAUUUUCUGCAGCAUCAGUCACGAGUUGAUCUUGCAGGUCUGAGUCAGCCCGCGCCUUCGGUCGUCAGCCGCCCGCUCCCUGCGCUGAGGAGGCUGAGGAGGCUCUGACGAGGCUCUGACGAGGCUCAGGGCUUGGACCUGAACUGAUACUGGCACGUCGCGGAGCUCCAGCACCGCUGUCCUGGAGCCCCCCACUGCUUGAGAUGAAGGCUGGUGAGGAGGAGAGGAGAAUCAUUGCUGCAUAUCUGAAAAAUAAAUUCAAGGCUUCUCAGAACUUUGCUUCUCUAGAAGAACCCUGAGGACAACUGACCAGUUCUUGUGAUUCUAAAACCAUGGCUCACAAACUAGUGAAGUUCAGUGAUGUGUCUGUAGUCUUCUCUCAAAGAGAGUGGAAGUGCCUGAAUGCUGCUCAGAGGGACUUGUACAGAGAUGUGAUGCUGGAGAAUUAUAGCAACUUGGUCUCACUGGGAUAUUCCGCCUCAAAGCCGGAAGUGAUCACCUUACUGGAGCAAGGCAAAGAGCCGUACAUCGUGUUGGGAGAUGUGCAAGGAAGACGGUGUGCGGGUUUGUUCUCCAGAUAUAAGACUAAGAAAUUACCUUCAGGAAAGGACACUGAUGAAACUAGUUCGUCCAAAUUGGAGACGACAGAAAGAAGAAAAACCGUUGGUCCUAAAGGAUCCACCUUGAGAAAUGAGUCACAGAGCAAAAGUGAGUUGAAGGGCCAACAGGGACCUCAAGAAAGGUUUCUCAGGCAAAUGAAAAGCACCUAUAAGAAAAGGCCAACAGAGAGAAAGCAUCCAUCUUCGAAUCAGAAAACUUCUAGUAGUGGGAAUACUAGUGAAGAUAGGGAACAGGGGAAAAACCUUAGUUCUGGCUCUAAUGUGGUUCAAAGUGAGAAAAAUCAUACUGAGGAAAAGCAUGAUUGUCCAGAGUGUGGGGAAACUUUGAGUAGUGUCUCCCAACUUAAUCUACAUCAGAAAAUUCAUAGUGGUGAAAAGGUCUAUAAAUGUAAACAAUGUGGGAAGUACUUUGGUCAUCAUUAUCAGCUUAUUCUGCAUCAGAAAUUUCAUAGUGGAGAGAAACCCUAUGAAUGUCAAGAAUGUGGCCAAAUCUUUACUCUUUUCUCACAAUUCAGUCGACAUCAGAAAUUUCAUACUGGUGAAAAACCCUAUAGAUGUAAGAAAUGCAAGAAAAGAUUUAGUAGUUGUUCAGAACUUUCUCAGCAUGAGAAAGAGCAUGCUGGUGAGAAGUGUUAUGAAUGUAAGGAAUGUGGAAAAACUUUCAGACUUAAUUUCUACCUUACAGAACAUCAGAAAACCCACACAGGGGAGAAACCCUAUAAAUGUAAGGAAUGUGGGAAAACUUUUACUGUAUGUGGACAACUUACCCGUCAUCAGAAAAUUCAUACCAGUUUAAAACCCUAUGAAUGUAAGGAAUGUGGGAAGUCCUUUAGACUUAGUUUAUACCUCACUGAACACAAAAAAAUACAUACUGGUAAGAAACCUCACGAAUGUAAGCAAUGUGGGAAAAGCUUUAAUGUCCGUGGACAGCUUAAUCGGCACGAAACGAUUCACAGUGGUGUAAAACCCUUUGAAUGUGAGGUGUGUGGGAAGGCUUUUGGUUAUAAUGGUGACCUUAGAGUACACCACAGAAUUCAUACCGGUGAGAAACCACAUAAAUGUAAGGACUGCGGGAAGGCCUUUAUGCUCCGUUCAGCCCUUACUGAACAUCAGAGAAUUCAUUCUGGCAUAAAGCCCUAUGAAUGUAAGGAAUGUGGGAAGACUUUCAGAGGGCGCUCUCAAGUGAGCCUACAUAAGAAAUUUCAUACUGACUUGAAACCCUACAAGUGUGUAAAAUGUGGGAAGACCUUCAGAUUUGGUUUCUACCUGAGUGAACAUGAGAGAAUUCAUACUGGGGAAAAGCCCUAUAAAUGCAAAGAAUGUGGAAAGGCUUUUAUUCGUAGAGGAAAUCUUAAAGAACAUCUGAAAAUUCAUUCAGGUGUAAAACCCUAUGAAUGUAAAGAAUGUGGGAAGUCUUUUAGUUGGCGUGGUCAGUACACUCAGCAUCUGAAAAUUCACACUGGUGUAAAACCCUUCAAAUGUAAGGAAUGUGAGAAGGCCUUUAGUCGCAGUGGAGACCUUAGAAUACAUCAGAGAAUUCACACUGGUGAGAAACCCUAUGGGUGUAAAGAAUGUGGAAAGGCCUUCAGACUUAAUUCGCACCUUAUUGAACAUCAGCGAAUUCAUACUGGUGAGAAACCCUAUGAGUGUAAGGUGUGUAAAAAGGCCUUCAGACAGCGGUCACACCUUUAUCAGCAUCAGAGAACCCAUAAUGUAACUUAAUUUAAGAAUGCCUUUCCAUGCAUGCUCUGUUUAUUAGAAUAUCAAAGAUAGACAGAAAUUCUGUCCGUGUGCCAAUCUUUCUUUAGAUGUGUUAACUUAAUAAAUGUUUAAGAGCCUUCUAAACAGUCCUUGUUCAACUUAAAGGAAUUUGUACUAGAAAAUAAACCUGUUGAUGUGACAAUUGUGGAAAAGUGUUUUUAGCAAUGAUAUACUAUCAUCAUUGCCUCUCCACUACUCUAAUACCUGUGUGAUAUCAAACAAAACAUGUAGGUCUUGUUGCCUCUGUUGUAAAAUGAUACCUACCUAAAAAUGUGGCUAGUGGUUUAUACAUCAUCGAUAAUGGUUAUACAGUAUACUCUAACCUAUGUGAUACUGUGAAAAUUGUCUGGCCCCAAGCUGUUUCGAAUUUAUACUGGAUAUUAUCAUUGUUAUUAUUAUCAGCAUUACUCUUAGUGAAUUUAAUAGAAAGAAAAAGUGGAGGAAAUAAACAUAGAAAAAUCAUUCAAGACUUGCUAUGUUUUGGGAAGUCCAUCUUUGAUAAAAAUCUGCUGUGGAUUAAAUCUUCAGAGUCCACAUAGGAUAUGUAAUCCCAAUGAGAAGGUAUUUGGAAGUGGGGCCUUUGUGGUAAUUAGGUCAUGAGGGUACAACCUUCACAAAUGGGAGUAUUUUCCUGAUAAGAACAUCCCCCAGAGCUAGAUAUUUCUCUUUCAUCUUCUUUCAACCACAGGAAGAUACAGUGAGGAAUUAGUGGGAAAAAUAGUACAUUCUGUUAUGACGCCCAUUUCGCCCGCUGGCUAGAUUUGAAAAUCUGUGCUUUGCAUAUUUGCUAUUUUUCCUGAAACACACAUAUAUAUAAACAUACAUUUUUUAUUUAUUUAUUUUGGUACUGGGGAUUGAACCCAGGCACACUUUACCACUGAACUACAUCCCCAAUCUU